CAAGUUGUUUACAGAGUUCAUCCUUUGGAGAGUUCAAUGAGAUCCAUGGAGGAUGAAGUAGUCUGAUAAAAAAACCUCCCACCGACUCUCACAGAUCACUUUCCAGUCCGUGUGUUUGCCGGAUCACACCAGAGCAUAUCAAGGUCAGAUACUGAAGACUGAGAGACAAUCUAGUGCUGUUUAUGUCAGAUUGAUAUUUGUUAUUACCUCACUGCAUACAUUAUCAAUGGAUUAUAGAUCUAAUGUGACUUAUAUAACUUUUGGUGGGCAUGUGGAAGUGCACAAAUAUAGAUAUCUUUAUUUUGUAGUCAUGUUUACGGUGUAUAUUUUAAUAAUUAGCAGUAAUUUAACUAUUGUGUGCAUCAUAAUGAUUCACAAAAACCUGCAUGAGCCAAUGUACAUUUUCAUUGCAGCUUUGUUAAUCAACUCUGUUCUCUUAAGCACUGCUAUCUACCCAAAGCUUUUGAUUGACUUUUUAUCAGAAAAACAGAUCAUAUCUUAUCCAGCAUGUCUCUUCCAGUGGUUUUUAUAUUACUGGUUAGGAAGUUCAGAUUUCUUUCUCUUGUCGGUUAUGGCCUAUGACAGAUAUGUGUCUAUAUGUAACCCUCUGCAAUAUCCAACCAUCAUGCAAGAAAAAAAAGUUAACAUUUUCCUAAUUUCAGCUUGGAUUCUGCCUGCUUGUCAGACUUCAGGAGCAAUGUUACUAAGUGCUAAAAAAGAAAUCUGUACAUUUCAUUUGAAAGGAAUACUUUGCAACAGCACAGUUCAAACACUUCACUGUAUGAGAUCAAGAAUACAGAAUAUAUAUGGCUUGAUUGUUCUUGUUACUACUGUAGUUCUCCCUGUGCUCUUUAUACUUUUCACAUAUGGCAGGAUACUUGUUGUAUCAUAUCGAUGUAGAGGAGUUAGGGGAAGAGCUGCACAGACCUGUUUACCCCAUCUGCUGGUUCUAAUCAACUUUUCCUGUUUAACUGCAUAUGAUGUACUUCUUCCUCGACUGGAACUCGAUUCUCCAGAAAUUGUACGAUUAAUAAUGACUUUACAAGUUUUAAUAUAUCACCCUCUUUUUAAUCCAAUCAUUUAUGGACUAAAGAUGAGGAGAAUUUAUGAUCACCUUAAGAAGCUCUUCUGCAGAAUGGUGUAGUGUCUUCACACUGAUGACUCACUGUUUUGUGAGACACAGAAAUGUGAACAUUGUAAACAUUUAAAAACUUGUUUUAAAAACAUUAAUGCACACUGAGUCUUACACUUUGGUUCAUCAUUACAUUGUGUAUGUGUAAGCAUAUAUUCACCAUUUUGUUUUUACUUAUGACCAUUCUCUUCAAGUGUAUUACAAGUCAUAGUAGUCUUAAAUACGCAUGCGAUCCAAUGACAUAAGCUUUCAUAAACCCUUGGUGAGCAAACUAGACAAAUACUGUUGAUAGAAAACAAAAGGAAGUAUCAACAUGGUAAGUAGUGCAGUGAGUUGUGAUCAGAAAAAUAUUGUUAUAUUAUGGAAGAGGGUAGGGGGUUGUGAUUAAAUAAAUGCAUGUCAAUAUUUUAAACAAAUAACCAUUAAAACAUGAGCAUGUUUCUGAUUCAAGUCAAGUUAUUGUUUCUCUUUACUACUUCAUCUGGCUGUCUCUCUGUCGAUGCAUUUCAGGGAGAGGUACAUUUCUAUAUGUAAGGAUGAACGUGUUAAGUCGUCUUUAUUAGAAACUUCCCACUGAGUGACAAAAUAAGCAGCUAUGAAAAUUCUCUAAAACGUAUUAACAAAAUCAGAAAGAAAUUAUCUAUAAACUCAAUCACUCCCUUAGGAGGAAAACAAAAAAUGCUAUGAAAAACGAGACUAUUCUCAAGAAUACUUCUCUCAAAAGGAGGCUAUCAGAAUGGCUAUGAAAACUAGACUAAUCUAUGAAAACGUACAAACAGCAAAUCACUUGUAAGGAGGCAAAAAUAAUUGGCUAAAUGAUCUAAGAACAAGCAACGCUAGGUUUACUGUGGCUGUGGCGGCAGGCUUGGUAAAAACUUUGGCCUGCUGGAGCUGAUCAAACACGGAGGACAUGAGAGGUACGGUUCUUUAU
Messenger RNA from Gasterosteus aculeatus aculeatus (three-spined stickleback), 2063 nucleotides. Lineage: Eukaryota; Metazoa; Chordata; Actinopteri; Perciformes; Gasterosteidae. The record is from RefSeq and is a predicted model, not a curated record.